Lepus europaeus (European hare) is the source of this 888-nucleotide messenger RNA. It is a transcript of the gene ASB17, whose product is annotated as ankyrin repeat and SOCS box containing 17. Gene Ontology annotation, biological process: intracellular signal transduction. The coding region runs from base 1 to 888 and encodes 295 amino acids. The transcript has 3 exons. The record is from RefSeq and is a predicted model, not a curated record. NCBI's taxonomy places the organism in Eukaryota, Metazoa, Chordata, Mammalia, Lagomorpha, Leporidae.
AUGAGUAAACCUUCUAAAUUAUGCCGAAAGACUUCUUGUUCAAGAAGCAAUAUAUUCUGCAAUCUCAUUGACAAAAUUGUUAAAAGACCAUCCUUGCAGUUUCUGGGUCAGUGGGGAUAUCACUGUUAUGAGCCUAGAAUUUACAGAACACUGGCAAAAAUUCUGAGGUACGUCGACUUGGAUGGGUUUGACACACUACUCACAGAUUAUAUUGCAUUUGUGGAAAAAUCAGGAUAUCGCUUUGAACUAAAUUUUAACCUGGAAUUUACUGAAAUAUGUGUGAAUACAAUUUUGUACUGGGUUUUUGCCAGAAAAGGCAAUCCUGACUUUGUGGAAUUACUUCUCAAGAAGACAAAAGACUAUGUUCAAGACAGAAGCUGUAACCUGGCACUGAUAUGGAGAACUUUCACACCAGUAUACUGUCCAAGUCCACUAAGCGGCAUCACACCUUUACUUUACGUAGCUCAGACAAGACAGUCUAACAUCUUAAAAAUACUCCUACAAUAUGGAAUCUUAGAAAGAGAAAAAAAUCCGGUCAACAUUGUCUUAACAAUAUUGCUCUACCCUUCAAGAGUAAGAAUAAUGGUUGAUAAUGAAUUGGUUGACAUCCAGGAAGAUGCCAAAACAUGUUUAGUGUUAUGUUCCAGAGUGCUGUCGGUCAUUUCAAUUAGGGAAAUAGAGACACAGCUAAGUCUGGGAAGACGUCCAAUUAUUUCAAAUUGGUUAGAGUACAUUCCUUCAACAAGAUAUAAAGAACCAUGUGAACUAUUACAUCUUUGCAGAAUAACCAUCAGGACUCAACUAUUAACCAACAAUAUGCUUCCAAAUGGAAUAUUUUCACUUCUAAUUCCCGUUCGUCUACAGAACUACCUGAAUUUAGAAAGCUAA